UUUAUUCCCUCCCAAAAUUUCCCCAAAAUUUCAACACCUGGCCACACACUUAUUUUUGGUAAAAAAAAGAAAAAAAAAAGAAAGAAAAAGUAAACACACACGCAAACACUGCUUUCCAAUUUUCUAGGAGAGAGAUCGACUGGGAGAAAAUAGGAUCAAGCUUUAGGGUUUCAUCAAAAUUUUGGGCAAAUUCUAACGAUUUGGUCUGGAAUUCGCAAUUAGGGCUCGAUAUUAAUCAAAUUUCUUGGCUGCGACAUUCUCUCUCACGUCACUUGAUUGCUGUUCAUAAUAAUUCGAACAAGUUAAGAGGAGAAAUUCUACAUAAACCAUCUGCUGUUAUUCAAGAGUUAACACACUUAAUUAUUACCUUGCGGAAAUGGAUAAUGGAACUAAGGAGUGGUGGAUGGCUGCGAAAUGGAGUGAAGAGUAUGACCGAGGAGUAAACGAAUACAUUAAAAGGGCCUUUUCUACCAAGUCUGAAGGAAACCAAAUUUGUUGUCCAUGUGGUAGUUGUCAUUAUCGUUAUUGGUGUGAUGAAAAAGUUGUGAGAGAUCACCUAGUUUGCAAUGGUUUUGUGCCAAGAGCGGACAAGUUGUCAGAAUUAGGGAUCCACUUUGAAAGAGAAAUACCUACUUUGGAUGCCGAUGAACGGUCGAACCAAGAUGAUUUGGAUGAUGAUCUAGUAGGGUUGUUACAUGAUGCACGUGAUGCUUUUAGAGAGGGGCCGAAUGAUGAGGCAAAAAAGUUUUUCCAGUUACUUGAAGGAGGCCAGGAGGAAUUGUAUCCCGGGUGCAAGACGCAUUCAAAACUUUCCUUUAUGAUCAGACUACUUAUCAUAAAGUGUGAUCAUAAGUUGACCAAUGGUGCGUAUGCUGAUAUAGCAGACCUCGUAAGGGAGGCGUUUCCUGAUGCAAAAUUGCCUAAGUCUUUUAAUGAAGCGAAGAGUGCUUUAAAGGUGUUGGGGUUGAAUUAUACUAAGAUAGAUGCAUGCCCCAAUGAUUGCAUGCUUUACUGGGAAGAGAAUGCAAAUGCCACAAGUUGCCAUGUUUGUGAUACGCCAAGAUGGAAGUCGGUUGAUACAGAGAACGACACACCACUUGGAAAUGGAAAAAUCCAUAGGAUUCCCAAAAAGAUCCUUAGGUACUUUCCAAUAAAAAGAAGGUUGCAAAGGCUAUUUAUGUGCCAAGAGACUGCAAGCUACAUGACAUGGCAUACCAGUGGGCAAGAAAAUGAUCAUCUUUUACAACAUCCAGUAGACGGAAAAGCUUGGAAGGAGUUUGAUUCUUUGUAUCCAAAGUUUGCUGAGGAUCCGCGCAAUGUCAGGUUGGGGCUAGCUACUGAUGGAUUUAGCCCAUUCAAUUCAAUGAGCAUUGCACAUAGUACAUGGCCAGUUAUAUUGAUCAAUUAUAACUUGCCUCCAUGGGUGAUUAUGAAGCCAGAGUUUUUGAUGUUAGCUUUACUUAUCCCUGGCCCCUCUUCCCCCGGUAAUGAUAUUGACAUUUAUUUGCAGCCACUAAUAAAGGAUCUAAAGGAAUUGUGGGAGUUUGGGUUGGAAACUUACGAUUCUUCAAGCAAUCAAAGGUUUGACAUGCGUGCAGCUUUGAUGACUACCGUUAGUGAUUUUCCAGCUUUUGCAAUGUUGUCCGGGUGGAGCACAAAAGGAUAUUUUGCAUGCCCUGAUUGUCAUUAUGACACUGAUUCUGAGAGAUUGCCUUUUAGCAACAAGAAUUGUUAUAGGGCAACUCGUAGAUUUCUUGAUCCAGCUCACCCUUGGCGUCAUAAUAAGAGGAAUUUUGACGGAGUGAUUGAGGAAAGAAGUGAGCCUAUUCCUUUGAAAGGAACCGAUGUUGAGUAUAUGUUGCGUGAUUUUCCAAAUGAAUUUGGAAAGAAGCAAAAGAAAAAGAAGGCUGAUGAGGAUGAUCCAAUUCCAUGGAGAAAGAUGUCCAUACUUUUUCAGUUGCCAUAUUGGAAGCAUUGUUCCAAUCGCCAUAAUCUCGACGUAAUGCAUAUUGAGAAAAAUGUGUUUGAUAAUGUUCUUGGGACAUUAUUAGACAUACAAGGGAAGACUAGAGAUCAUGAAAGUGCUCGUCGAGAUUUGGUAAAAAUGAAAAUCAUGCCGGAGCUUCAACCAAAAUUGGUAGAUGGUAGAGAAGUAUUCCCAAGAUCUCGCUUUUGGAUGUCAUUGGAACAAAAACGCAAGUUCUGCCGAGUCAUAAAAAAUGCUAAGUUACCACAAGGCUAUGCUUCUAAUCUUUCUCGAUGUGUGCAAGUCGAAGAUCGGAAAAUCACAGGCUACAAGAGCCAUGAUGCUCAUUUUAUGAUGAAUUACUUGCUCCCUAUUUCCGUGAAAACAACAUUACCCAAAGAUGUUGCUACACCGUUGAUAAGACUUUGUGGUUUCUUCAAAGGCAUAUGGAGUAAAACUAUUGAUCCUCGACAUCUCGACAGACUCCAUUCUGAGAUAGUUGAAGCACUUUUCAUGCUUGAGCGGAUUUUUCCACCAGCCUUUUUUGACAUAAUGGUGCAUUUACCUGUACAUUUAGUGAAGCAAAUUAAGUUGGGUGGACCUGUUAGUUCAAAUUGUAUGUAUGGAAUUGAGAGGUAUCUUCAUGAGUUAAAGUUGGAUGUUCGAAACAAGGGUCGUCCAGAAGGCUCAAUGGCAGAAGGUUACCAAGCUAAAGAAUGUAUUGCUUUCAUUGGUAGACAUUUGAAACGAUCAAACAUAUCUACACAUGAUGUCAAUGAGUGCACUGUCUCCCAAUCAUUUUUACCUAAGAUAGGACGUCCUAUCAAGGGAAAGGGAAGGACCUCAAAGAAAAAGCAUUGUGGACAUAUGAUUGAUCGAAUUACAUGGGCACAAGCACAUCGUUAUGUCUUAUUCAAUUGUGAUUGUGAGGACGUUGAGAGAUACAUAAAUGAACACAAGAUGUGUGUAAGCAGUAAACGAAAGAGGAAAUGGAAUAGUGCACAAGAGCAUAACAAGGAUUUUAUCGAUUGGUUUAGGGAAAAGGUUGAGUUGGAAGUUGAAGAAGGUCAAGAAAUUAUCUCGGACCAUCUCAUAUGGUUAUCUAAAGGACCUUCUUUUGUGGCCAAAAAGCAUACAGGUUACUCUGUUAACGGAUAUAGAUUCCAUACAAUGAAGCGUGAUGCAAAGUGUGUGACUCAAAAUAGUGGAGUCACUCUCACAGCAAUAACACAUAGCUUUGCGAGUUCUAAAGAUCAAAAUCCUGUAGUCGGAGACGUCAAUUAUUAUGGUUCAAUCCAAGACAUUGUUGAGAUAUCUUAUCAUGGUCAUUUUAGUGUUGUCUUAUUUAAAUGUGUGUGGUUUCACUCGGAAAAAGAUGAUGAUGAGCUUAUUAUGGUUAAUACGAAUAAGAAAAUUUCCGAGGGAGAGCCAUUUAUCUUAGCAUCUCAGGCACAUCAAGUAUUUUUUGUAGAAAAUUUAAAUAAGGAGGGGUGGCAGUAUGCUGUUCAAGUCCCUCCUAGAGAAUUGUCUGACGGUAUUGAAAUUACUUAUUGUGUUUCAUAGUCUAACUUAUUUUUAUUUUUUAAUUCCUUUCAUAUAUCGUUUUGACCUAUAUGUACGUGCCUUUUCUUUUUUUAAUUCCGGAAUUGACUUUGUAUUAUUUCAAGGGAAUUUCAACCCGCCAAUAUUUUAGGGGGAUUUCAACCCAUUGGAUUUGGAAUAUUUGAAGGGAAUUUCAACCCGCUUGAGAAUUGGAAUUUGUAUUAUUUUAGGGGAGUUUCAACCCGUUGGAAGAUUGGACUUGUAUUAUUUUAGAGGAGUUUCAACCCGUGGAUAGAAUUUGAACUUGUAUUAUUUCAGGGGAUUUUUAACCCGUUGAAUGGAAUCUCGAACUUGUAUUAUUUCUGGGGAGUUUCAACCCGAUGGAAAUGUUUUGAAUUUUGUAUUGGGGAGCAAUGGAAAGCAAGAUUUCUUUGUAGCUUGAAGAUUAAUUUGGAAUUUGAAUUUGGCUUGAAGCUUGAACUUUGAAAUGGAAAGGACGCACUUUGUAUGUAGAACAUGAGGCUUUGUAUUUGGAAAAUCCGGCAUUAUGUCUCCGUGGAUUUGAAACAUUGAAUUUAGGAACUUGAAAGUCCAGCAUUAUGCCGUUGUGGACUUGGAAUCUUGAAGUAUAGGACUUUGAGGUUUGAAAUAUAGAAUAGAAAAGUUGGCAUUACGACGGCAUGAAUUUGGAAUUUGACCCUUAAAGCUUGAAAUUUGGAAGGUCGAGUUGGAAAGUUGGUAUUAUGCUGGUAUGGGCUCGGAUAUUUGAACUUGAGACUUUGAGAUUGGAAUUGGCAACUUGAGUUUGAGGUUUGAAGACUUGAAUGUUUGAAAUAGGAAAUCCGGCAUGACGCCGUUGGAUUUGGGUUUUGAACUUGCAACUUGAAACUCGAAAUUUGAACUAGAAAAUCCGGCAUUAUGGCGCUGUUGGAUUUGAGGUUUGAGUUUGGAAAUGGAAAUUUUGACUAGAAGAUCCGGCAUUAUGUGCCGUUGGAUUGAUUCUUGACUUGAAACUUGCAACUCGAAAUUUAUAUUUAGAAAGUCUGGCAUUAUGGCGCCGUUGGAUUUGGAUUUGAAAAUUGAGGCUCUAGAAAAUUCGGAUUUGAACUUGGAACUCGAAAUUUGGACUAGAAAAUCCGGCAUUAUGACGCCGUUGGAUUUGAACUUUGAAAAUUGAGGUUUGGACUUGAAAAUUUGAAUUGAAUUUGAAACUCGAAAUUUGGACUAGAAAAUCCGGCAUUAUGACGCCGUUGGAUUUGAACGUUGACUUGAAAACUUGAGGUUUGGACUUGAAAAUCCGGCAUUAUGACGCCGUUGGAUUUGAACUUUGAAUUUGAAACUUGGAAUUUGGACUUGAAAAUCUGGCAUUAAGACGCCGUUGGAUUGAAUUUUGAAUUUGAAAUUUGGAAUUUGGACUUGAAAAUCCGGCAUUAUGACGCCGUUGGAUUGAAUUUUGAAUUUGAAACUUGGAAUUUGGACUUGAAAAUCCGGCAUUAUGACGCCGUUGGAUUGAAUUUUGAAUUUGAAACUUGGAAUUUGGACUUGAAAAUCCGGCAUUAUGACGCCGUUGGAUUGAAUUUUGAAUUUGACAUUUGUGCGUGAGGCGUGUUUAAAGACCCUAAAAUCGGCGAUUUAGAUGCAUGAGGUUUGAAUGAUGCUCCUAGGGGUUUGGCUUCCUAGUUGGAGGCUAAUUGGUUUUGGCAAGCUAGAACUCGAGGUUAGCCGUUCACGCAUGCAAAGACGCCCACACAAUGCACAAGUAGCACGUUGUCACACUAGUCAUGAAUAUGAAUGCGAAAUGCAAAGUUCUCAACCUAAGGUCGGUCUAAGUUUUAUAUGAUUCAAGUGGUCGGCUUUGGGUGUCAAAAGGUACUCGGCUAAGAGACGGAUUCGGCGACAAGGUUUCACAUCCGCCUAAGGGACGUGUGUGUCGGCAGACGGCCUCCAUACUUGACAUCGGGAAUGUCAAGUAAAUGCCAAGUUUCGGUAGGCGCGGAAAUGGUCACACACUUUGGUCGGGAACCGUAUGGAGAGUCACCAUUUCGUUGCCCCCGGGGCUAGCGCGAAUGUAGAACACAUACGUUUCGGAAAAGGUAGAAAUUCAUUUUGAACAAUAUGGUUUUCGAAAAAUGCAUGAAAUGCCUAGAAAUUGAAAUUGAAAUCGUACUUGAAUUUGUAUUUGUAAAGCUCGUUUUUCGGCACUUGUUCACGAGGUUUGGGAGCGUCCUUCCAGAUUCAAAAAUAGACUAACUCCCAACACGAAAAGUUGAGCAAAAGUGGCGACGAGCCCCUGUGAGCCACUGUCCUGGAUGCAGGCAGUGGCGUUGGGCGCAGGGGCUGCGCCUGGCGCCAGUGCUGGCAUCCAGUACUUAAGCAGAUCAGUGGCUUGUUGCUCGAAAUCUGCCCGCAUUUUUGAAUUGAAAUUAGUAGAGUCCCCAGCGGAGUCGCCAGAAUUGUAGGGGUUUUUUUUUUGCAAAAACUUGUUUCCCGUUCUACAAGAGGGGUGGUUCUUUAGAAAACCGUAGAAUUUUUGUACCUCGAAGGAGUCGCCACCAAACAUUGUUUAAAGUCUCAUUUGGAAAGACCGCAAGUGACUCUAUUUUGGGUAAGGCUUUGAAUCCUUGAAACGGAUGGGUGAGAUCCGGGCACGGGAACAAAAAUGCUUAUUCUGCGAGCUUUAGAAAUAUUCAAGUACGUUGGCACAACAUUUUUUCGAAAAUAUACCCUAGAUUAGACUAUGUGGGUUUGAAUUUAGAGCAAAUUGAAUCUCUAAUUGUAUGGUGGUCACUUUUGCUUUAAAGAUUGAUUUAAGGAACCUAAGGCCGGUUUGUCCAAAAAUAUCUUUGUUAAACGUGAUGUAACCUUUGCAUUUUGUUGUAUUUAGCAUGUUGGUGAUGAAAGCAAUAAAGGAAAUAAAGCAACAUCACAAUACUAAAUAAAGUGCGGAAUUUGUAAAUACAAGACCCCCUAGAAAAGGACUAGGGAGUAGGUCCACAUUGCCUAGAAAGGGACUAGGCAAGUAAAGAUGCGGAAUUGAAAGUGCGGUAUUGAAAUUGCGGUAUUGACAUUGCGAUAUUGAAAUUGCGGUAUUGAAAGUGCGAUAUUGAAAUUGCGGUAUUGAAAGGUGAGAUAUUGAAAUUGCAAUAUUGAAAGGUGCAUAAUUGAAAUUUGUACUUGGGAACAUGAGAUUCGAACGCCAAGCGGCUCCUUAAAAAUAAGUGCGCCCGACACGAAUUCAAAGCCAAAAAUCUCAACUUGGGAGAGGUUGCUCAACCCAAAUAUCCUAGAUUUUGCAUGUUAAACUUGAACUUGAAAGCUUGAAUAUUGAAGUUUUGAACUUGAAAUAAUUGAAGUUUGAACUUGAAAUGAUUGAAAUUUGAACUUGAAAUGAUCCUAGUUUAGGGAAAUAACCAUGAACAACCCUAAACAUGGUGGGAUCUUGAAAAUUGAAAACUUGUAAACUUGUAUAUUGAAAAUGGAGUUUUGAAUCUCAAAAGACUAAACCUUUAAAUGUUAAAAGGUGUCAUCUUUGAUUACCCCAUGUUUGAAGGUGAUUCUAAUCCAAGAGGUGAUUGUAAACAACUUGGACAUCCUCGAAUCUUGAAAAUUUGUAUUUUGUAUUUUGAAAAAGUUUGUAUUUUUGGAAAACAUGUAUGAUUGUUGCAAGUGGUGUUUUUUAAUGAUUAAAAACACCAAACAACUUGGGCAUCCUCGAAUCUUGAAAAUUUGUAUUUUGUAUUUUGAAAAAGUUUGUAUUUUUGGAAAACAUGUAUGAUUGUUGCAAGUGGUGUUUUUUAAUGAUUAAAAACACCAACUUGCUAAUCAUUUGGAAAUCACAGUAACAUAGUUGAUUAGAAUGGGAUUUGGAUUUACCUAGUUAGGUUUAGGCAAGAGCUCCCAAUUGCUUUUGAAUUUAGGAAUUUUGUAUGUGUUUUUGAGGAGUUUUUGAGUUGUAUUUUGAGGCGUAAUGUCGAAAUUACGACGUUGUAUUGUUGUUCUCCUCCCCAUUAUGCUGAAAAUGAGGGGUAUUUAUAGAAGGAAUGGGUGCAAGACACCAGCACACGUCAGCGCAGGGCACUGGUGACGUGGCUUGAAUGCCGCCAAAGCAAGGACGGGGAAUCCGUCCUUGUUUCGUCUUGUAGUGUUGUACCUGUUAUACGAAUAGUACUAGGUUUGGCGUUUUGUAUUUGCUUGGAGGUUAAGGAACCGUUUAGCGUCUAAAAAUAAGCAUUUCUCGGGUUUUGAAUUCCGGUUUUACGGGACGGGGCCCGGCAUGCUCGGUUUUGUGGGUCGGCGCCCGAAUUUGACUUGCCUUAUAUGAUUUUGAGUGGAAAAGGCCUAGUAACUCCAAUGGGAUGGUCUACUAGAUGAGUUUGUACUUGGAUUUUGAAAUUGGAUUUGGAAAGUUGCAUUUUGUACUGAGAACCGAAAGGGGAACGGUCUCGGGGGUUGGAUUUUGGAUCUUGAAUUUUGGAAGCAUUCUUAGCAAUUGGGAUUUCCGCCUGGAGUUAUUCCAAACACCUAACAAGGAUAAUGGUAUCGUCAUCAUUCCAAAGGGGAGACACAAAUUAGGCUUCUACACUAAGCUUGUUAAUUAUACAACCUAAUUUGUAAUUGUAAUUAAUUUGUUGAAAUUCGAAUAAUUUAGAAUUUGAUUUGUUUUUCAUAAUUAAUUAACAAUUUAAUUAGGUAUCCAUGAUUAAAAACCACCAUAAAAAUUGUUAAAUUUGAUAAAUUUUAAAUUUUUAUGACCUAGACUUGAAUCCAUGAUAAUCGGAAAUUAAUUUGAAUAAUAAAUUUUCGAUUUUUCGCCCUAAAUUUAUGAAAUUAAUAUGUUUUAUUAAUUUUUCGAUAAAUUUAAAUUAAAAAGUUUUGAUUUUUAUAUAAUCCGCUCAUAAAUCUUGCACGCACAAAGCAAGGGAGCUCGUCGCCCAUGCGGUACGAGUUCAGCGAGCAAGCAAGCGUGGCAUGUGCGCAAGGCAGUGGGUCUGCCUAGGCGAUGUGUGCUACGAGCAUAGGCGGAUGGGGCGAAGGGGCAAGGCACAAGCGAGACGAGGCACGCGAGCAGGGAGCAAGCGUUGCUCGCCCAGCGAGCAAGCCAGAACACAGCGAGCAAGCCAGAACACAGCGAGCAAGCAGGCUGCGCGCAUGCGUGGAUUGCUGGGCUGGCUGCGUGUGCGUGUGGCCUGCUCGUGCCUUGCUAUGCGAUCAGUCGAAGGGCGCUGCUGCCUUGUGAACUCGACGGGGCAUGGGCGUAAGCCCAUGGCCUCGUCUUGAUCCGAUUGAUGCGCUUUGAAUUUAAUUUUAAAUUUUUAGUUAGAAAACGAUUUUAAUUAAUUUUAAAAUUCGUAAUUUAAUUUUUUCUCGGAAUUUACACUAGUAGAAAAAUCUUCAAAAGUGGCCUAUUAAAGGUUGCUCUUGUUUGACAAGUGCAUCCUUUGACAAGAAGAAAGUUAAAAAAAAAAUCAAAAAUUAAACAUUUCACUCCUCCUUCGUGGGAAGCGCAGCUCUUAGAACUGCUGCACCCUUUGCUCUCUCCUUUCUCGCUGCUCCCCUAAACCCAAACAACUUCACAGGCGACGCCUCUGGUCAACUUCACCGGCGACGCCUCUGCUCGUCUUGAUUUGGGGUUUUCUUAAUAUGAGCUUAUCCAAAUUUCUCUCCUCAAGUUCUGAAUUUUUGGUUUUGUUCGAAAUUUUUGGUUUUUGUUUGAUAAUUUUUCUAUUAUCUGCAAUUUUUUGUGCAAAUUGUUAUGCGAAUUAUUGCUCAAUUUAUCUAUGACUUACAGAGGAUUUUGCUGCGAAUUAAUUCGAUUUAUUAUGCAAAAAUAUGUAGAUUAUUGUGCGAAUGUAUGCUGAUUAUUCCUCGAAUUUUGUUGUGCAUAUAAUUUAUAAAUUAUACGAAUUUAGUUUGCGAUUUUGUUGCGAAUAUUGUUUUUGAAUUUGACUAUGAAUUUCUAGGGCUUAAGGAGGUUUUAAUUGGGUUUUUUUGAGGAUUUUGGUUGUUGUGAUUGCUGAUGUUUUUUAUGUUUGCUUGUUUCUAUGGUAGAUUAUAGUUUUUUUUUUUGUUUUGUGUCAUCGGCUUGACGUUAGAAGAGACGU
Molecule: messenger RNA, 9609 nt
Organism: Spinacia oleracea (spinach)
Lineage: Eukaryota; Viridiplantae; Streptophyta; Magnoliopsida; Caryophyllales; Amaranthaceae
Exons: 3
Coding region: 377-3529 (1050 amino acids)
Source: RefSeq, a predicted model, not a curated record